This is a messenger RNA of Tremella mesenterica DSM 1558, 609 nucleotides long. RefSeq lists its product as uncharacterized. Gene Ontology annotation, biological process: sulfate assimilation. The record is from RefSeq and is a predicted model, not a curated record. The coding region runs from base 1 to 609 and encodes 202 amino acids. NCBI's taxonomy places the organism in Eukaryota, Fungi, Basidiomycota, Tremellomycetes, Tremellales, Tremellaceae. Gene Ontology annotation, molecular function: adenylylsulfate kinase activity; ATP binding. The transcript is spliced from 4 exons.
AUGGCAACGAACAUCACUUUCCACCCUGGUGCUGUGAGUGAGGAAGAGAGAUCUGGGUUGUUGAAACAGAAAGGGGCGACUGUAUGGUUGACCGGUUUGAGUGCGAGUGGCAAGUCCACCAUCGCAACGGCAUUAGAACAACAUUUACUUCAUAAAGGUUUACACGCAUAUAGGUUAGAUGGUGAUAAUAUACGUUUUGGUCUGAAUAAAGAUUUAGGAUUCGAUCCUGCUAGUAGGGUAGAGAAUAUCCGUCGUAUUUCUCACGUAUCACUCCUCUUCUCAUUAUCAUGUUCUAUAUCAAUAACAGCAUUCAUUUCACCAUACAUUUCCGAUCGUCAAUUAGCUAGAGAAUUACACCAAGAUCAUUCUCCUAAAAUACCUUUUAUAGAAGUAUUUGUUGACGCUCCUUUGGAUGUGGUGGAAAGUAGGGAUCCAAAAGGUUUGUAUAAGAAAGCUAGGGAGGGUGUUAUAAAAGACUUCACAGGUAUAUCAGCACCGUACGAACCCCCCGUAUCUCCCGAGAUACACAUUAGGACAGAUCAAGUUGAUGUUGCCGGAGCUGUAGCUAUCAUCUCUGAUUAUCUCCAACAACACGGUUUACUAUCUUAA